AUGUGGCUCACGGACAUGCAAAAGAUUGGGGUGGCCCUCACUACCUUCGGCGGCCUGUUCAUGUUGCUCGGCGUUAUGCUGUUCUUUGACGGAGCACUACUCGCUCUUGGAAACGUCCUCUUCCUUGGUGGUUUAUUCUUGAUCAUCGGUCCUCAGAAGACAUUCUACUUCUUCGCGCGGAAGAACAAGUUGAGAGGCACGCUGUGCUUCCUCGGCGGGAUCCUGCUUGUAUUCCUGAAGUGGCCAUUCUUCGGGGUCAUUUUGGAAACAUUUGGCUUCCUCAACCUCUUUGGAGACUUCUUCCCUGUGAUCUUGACGUUCUUACGCCAACUGCCAUAUAUCGGCAACUUCCUUGCGCUUCCAUACGUGCGAGAUGUCGCAGACCGUCUUGCUGGAUCAAGAACCUCGGCGGUAUGA
Peniophora sp. CBMAI 1063 is the source of this 417-nucleotide messenger RNA. The record is from the annotation of a GenBank genome assembly. Lineage: Eukaryota; Fungi; Basidiomycota; Agaricomycetes; Russulales; Peniophoraceae.